GGCUGCCCGACAUCGGUGAACCACGAAGUUCUAUUUUGGGGUCUUUAAAAUGAGGCGCAGUGUUCGCUUAGCAGCCAGAGCCAUCGAAGAAGUUGUAUCUCAAAAUAAUAAAGCUCUGCAAACUUCAGGACAGGCAAUCACAAUAAACUUGAAGGAAAAAGAGGGAAAUUAUUCAAGGAAGGAAACGUCGAGUAAGAGUGAGACCCGAAAAUCUAAGGCAAGAAAACGGGCUCGAGCAAAAAGUUCCACGGAACAAGACCACAAUGAAAAGAAAGGAGGUUACCUGAUAAAAUCAGUAGCGGCUGAGGAAAAGGUCAAGCCAGAAAUUAAACGAGUGAAAACAGAGCCUGGCAUACAUGCGACCAUCAAGUCUGAAGACAAACUCAACUUCCAACCUCUCCAUGAAAAGCUGAUAGGAGCACAUGUCUCUAUCAGUGGUGGACUGCAUAACGCUGUAUCUGAAGCUCUAGCUAUUGGUGCUAAGGCAUUUGGAAUGUUUUUAAGGUCACAGCGUCAGUGGAUGAGUAAACCUCUUCAGGACAAAGAUGCAGAGCUAUUUAAAGAGGCUUGCUCGAAAGCCAACUUCUCGCCGCAUUCUAUUCUCCCACAUGGUAUAUAUUUAAUGAACUGUGGCUCUCCAGACGAGGAAACUCUCUCCAAGAGCCGUGCCACUCUGGUGGACGAACUGAAACGCUGUGAAAGGCUAGGUCUAUGCCUUUAUAAUUUCCAUCCUGGCUCUACGUGUGGCAAGAUUACAGUGGAAGAAUCCGUAGGCAGAAUAGCAGAAAGUAUUAAUCAGGCGCACGCAGAAACAAAAUAUGUUGUUACCGUCUUAGAAAACAUGAGCUGCCAAGGAAAUACUAUUGGUGGUAAAUUUGAAGAGCUGCGAGGUAUCAUUGACCAGGUCCAGGACAAGUCUCGUGUAGGGGUGUGUCUGGACACAUGUCAUGCCUUUGCUGCUGGGUAUGACAUUGCAUCAGAGAGAGGCUUUGAAAUAAUGAUGGAUGAAUUUGAGACAAUCGUUGGUCUCAAAUACCUGCGAGGUGUUCAUCUAAAUGACUCCAAGGGAGAUCUGGGAUGCCACUUAGAUAGGCAUGAAAAUAUUGGCAAAGGGAAGAUUGGGGUUGAGGCAUUUAGGCGUGUGAUGAGAGACCCUCGUUUUAAUGGUAUCCCAAUGAUUUUGGAAACACCAUAUGUUUCUGAAAAUAUUUAUCAAAAGGAGAUAAAGCAGCUGUAUGCUAUGAGUACAUAAAAGAAAGAUUCAAUCAAUAUGUAGCUCUUAUUUUGUUGUGUUUCAGUAUCCUCCUGCCAGUCCUUACGUAGAAAGGUUUUUUUAGUUUCUGUUUGUUCGUUUUUGAGUUAUCGAAGCACAGUCUUAAUGUUAUAUUGAUAUUCAUUAGAAUUUUAUGUUUGUUUGCUAGUUUACUUUUUGUCAUAUCUUUACUUUUUGUCAUAUCUUGAAUUAAACCUUUAGGAUUUUACAAGGAAUAUUUCUUGAGAUAAUUCUUUCUGCAUUGCUCUUAUAGACAAGGAAAUAUCCACUUUGAAUUUCACAGUGUCAUUUAAAUUACGUGAUAUGAUCUUUGUAAGGUCUUUCUUGAUCGAUAUUUCUCUUUGGAGUAUGAGGCUGCUUUCCAACCAUAAACAGAGAACCCUUAGCUGCUCCACUCUUAGUAUUUCAUAUAUUAGUUAGAGUAAUUUUCGAUCAAGCGCCGAAAG
Messenger RNA from Pocillopora damicornis (cauliflower coral), 1719 nucleotides. RefSeq lists its product as uncharacterized. Gene Ontology annotation, biological process: base-excision repair. Gene Ontology annotation, cellular component: nucleus; mitochondrion. NCBI's taxonomy places the organism in Eukaryota, Metazoa, Cnidaria, Anthozoa, Scleractinia, Pocilloporidae. The record is from RefSeq and is a predicted model, not a curated record. Gene Ontology annotation, molecular function: phosphoric diester hydrolase activity; DNA-(apurinic or apyrimidinic site) endonuclease activity; DNA binding.